CUCACGCUCGGAGUACAUGCAGGAGGGUAACGAUGGGAUCCUCAAGACGGUGGAGAAGGCGAACGAGUACUUCCAUAAGGUCAAACAGACGUCGGACGCGACAAUCGACUCACGUCUAUUGGUGUCGGCCGCCGACCUGUCGUUCAAAAAGACAGCGCACCUAGCACUAGGCGACUCGGCGGCAGGUAUUGAUGUGGACGAAUUCGUGUCCAAGUGCAUUGCGUUCAUGCGGCAGGGUUCUACGGACUCCUCUACAUCACUACGGCCGGCUGGUACACAGCGGCGCCGCCACGGCCGACCCUCCGGUGGCACCCAACGUGACCCAGACGACAGCGAGGACGAUCAGGGAGACGCGAUGAACUGGGACUGGCUGGGGCGGGCGGCGUGUUUCCCGCACAACGGCCGGCCUUGCGUGUCGGGCUUCCUACUCGGCCCGCUGUCGGUACAAAAGCGUACGCGGCAACAGACUCAGCGACGGGCGCGCGAACGCAUCGACCCGACACAGGCUGUCAAGCCACAGGAGCUGCGAGAAGAGGAUCUCGACAAGUUGGAAACGUCGAAUCUAACGCAGAUGUGCGCGGAGAUCAACAAACUCCUUUCGCAGACGCAGUUGCAGGGCCAGCAGGCGGUCGAGGCCGAGAUGUCGCAGAUGGCCGAAGAUGUACCUGCAGAAGUGGUGCAGGACGUCAUGGAGCAGCACUGCGUAGCCGACGACGGCGGGGUGCCAUUGUUCCAUUUCUGUCUCGACCCAGAGUCCUUCGGGCAGAGCGUGGAGAAUAUGUUCUACGUGAGUUUCCUGGUGCGAGACGGGUUGGCGGGCAUUGCGACGGACAGCAGGGGAUUACCAACGAUUCAUGCCGCCAAGCCAUACGCACCCAGCGAAGCACAGAAAAAAGGCAUCCAGAAACACCAAGCGGUGUUCAGCCUGGACUUUGAAACGUGGGAAAAACUGAUCGAAGUCUAUGGUAUCAAGAAAUCCGUCAUUCCGCACCGUGCCGAGGCAGCUCCGCCUGAGACGACGCGCCAGGGGUGGUACGGCUGAUUGUGCCUUUCAGGAGUGCAGAAGACCGAUAGAGAUACCCUGUACAGUGUAGAUAGAAUUAUUAUGAUUUAUGUUGCGACUCGUAUGAGCACAUGGUAGUCUUCCGUAUUAAUGAAUAGUCGUG
This is a messenger RNA of Penicilliopsis zonata CBS 506.65, 1166 nucleotides long. RefSeq lists its product as hypothetical. The transcript is spliced from 2 exons. Bases 17 to 1042 code for a protein of 341 amino acids. Gene Ontology annotation, biological process: DNA repair. Gene Ontology annotation, cellular component: Smc5-Smc6 complex; nucleus. The record is from RefSeq and is a predicted model, not a curated record. NCBI's taxonomy places the organism in Eukaryota, Fungi, Ascomycota, Eurotiomycetes, Eurotiales, Aspergillaceae.